Auxenochlorella protothecoides is the source of this 687-nucleotide messenger RNA. RefSeq lists its product as hypothetical. The coding region runs from base 1 to 687 and encodes 228 amino acids. The transcript is spliced from 6 exons. NCBI's taxonomy places the organism in Eukaryota, Viridiplantae, Chlorophyta, Trebouxiophyceae, Chlorellales, Chlorellaceae. The record is from RefSeq and is a predicted model, not a curated record.
AUGGCAGCGCGCGACUUGACCCUGCACAUAUCCUCCAAGCUGGCCGGGGAAUGGAGCGCCCCAAACGUGGCCGGCAUGCUCACCGCCCCCGUCCUGGAGUAUCUGGUGUCCAAGUGGUCCGACCUGGACACCAUGGUGAAGACCCGCCUCCUCCUGGCCCCCCUGGCCAUGAAGGGGGCCAGCCUGGAGGAGCUCCGGCCCCAGCUUCAGGCCAUGGUCGAGGCCGGCGUGGCUGACAAGGACGAAUGGGUGAGGGUCAUGGCGCUGGCCGUCGGGCCAUACGAUGGGCGCAUCCACCUGGGCGCCGUGGCCGCCGAUUUCAAGCUCGUGGGCAAGACGCUUGACGAGCUGGUGAGUGGCCUGCGCGAAGCCGACCCCCUGCUGUAUCGGCCCCAGGAGGAGCUGUACCUGCACCCUGACCUGGUCCGACGCACUGCCACGCUGGACAUCGCCGCCGUGGCCGCGCUGAACCAGCAGGCCGCUGCGGAGCGGGAGCGCAAGGCGCAGGCGGAGAGGGAGGCCAAGGAGGCCCUGGCGCGACGACGAGCCGAGGAGCGCGCCGCGGAGCGUGCCGCAGCGAAAGCUGAGAAGGAUGCUGCGAGGCUGGCGGCCAGGCGUGGCAAGGAGCCUGACGACCCGGGAAAGGGUCCCUCCCUAGGGGAUGAUGCGAGCGGCGCAGCCAAGUAG